Cryptosporidium ubiquitum is the source of this 1212-nucleotide messenger RNA. Its product is annotated as proteasome regulatory subunit RPN7. Gene Ontology annotation, biological process: proteasome-mediated ubiquitin-dependent protein catabolic process. The record is from RefSeq and is a predicted model, not a curated record. The transcript has a single exon. NCBI's taxonomy places the organism in Eukaryota, Apicomplexa, Conoidasida, Eucoccidiorida, Cryptosporidiidae. The coding region runs from base 1 to 1212 and encodes 403 amino acids.
AUGAACAUUGGCAACGAGUCAAAACAAGUGUUGGAUUUAUCUAUGAACCCUGAGGAAUUAUUGCAAACAGUUCCUGAUUUAAAACUCUCAGAAAGUAUUUUCUUACUUGAUUCUAAACAUUGCAAAUUAGAAGAAAAGGAAUCAAUAAGAAAUGAAAUUCUUUCAUGUAUUGAAAGAAAUAGUAUGGCCCCACUAUUCAAAAUUCUUACUAAGGAUAUUAAAAUAGUGGAUUAUGACAAGAAAUUUGUGGAAGAGCUAAUGGAAAGUAAUAACAGUGAACUAAAUCUGAUCGAUAAAAAAAUCAAAGACGCAAAAGAAAAUUAUGGUGAUGUGGAAGUACGAAACUGCCACUACAACAAAUUAGUGUUUUAUUCUAGAAUUGGUGCUAAAGAAAAGAGUUUACAGGAAUUAGAAAUUGCCAUUGAGAGAACUGUGGGUGGGUUUAAGCUAGAAUUAGUUUUUCUUGGAAUUAGAAUUGGUUUGUUUUGGAACGAUUUGAACCUUGUUAGCAAGUACAUUAAGAUAGCGCAGGAUAUUUUAAAAACUACCAGUGACUGGGAAAGAAAAAACAGAUUUAAAGUUUAUCAAGCAUUGUUCUAUCUUAUAACUAGGAAUUUUUCUACUGCAUCAGAACUAUUUUUGGACUCAAUAACUACAUUUACAGCUGUUGAACUGAUUUCAUUUGAUCGUCUAAUACUUUACACAAUAGUUUCAUCGAUCAUCUCUAUUGAUAGAAAAACUAUCAAAUCAAAGUUGCUAACUAGCCCAGAUAUUUUAAAAGUUGCAUUACAGCCGGACAAUAAAUUCCUACUUGAAUUUAUCGAGGGUUUCUAUAAUGGGGAGUAUCGGCAGUUUUUCAAAAGGUUAAUAAAUAUCAUUCAUAUACUGCAAAGAGACUAUUAUUUAAAUCGCCACCACAAGUAUUACUUAAGAGCAGUCCGGGCCAAAACCUACAUGCAAUAUUUGGAUCCAUAUGAAUCAGUCUCAAUUUUAAGUAUGGCGGAAUCAUUUGGUGUUACCCAGAGAUUCCUCGAAAAAGAUAUUGUAACCUUUAUAUCUUCUUCGAAACUCCCAUGCACAAUAGACAAGGUUAAGCAAGUAAUUAUCUGCAAUAGAGAAGACAAGAAAAUGAGUCAAUAUAACGAACUUGUAAAAAAAGGUGACUUAUUGCUAAAUAGAUUACAAAGACUUUCGCGCAUUAUUCAAGUUUAG